Messenger RNA from Alligator sinensis (Chinese alligator), 591 nucleotides. Its product is annotated as gamma-crystallin 2-like. The transcript has 3 exons. Gene Ontology annotation, biological process: lens development in camera-type eye; visual perception. Bases 64 to 591 code for a protein of 175 amino acids. Gene Ontology annotation, molecular function: structural constituent of eye lens. The record is from RefSeq and is a predicted model, not a curated record. Lineage: Eukaryota; Metazoa; Chordata; Crocodylia; Alligatoridae.
CCUAUAUAAAGGUCACUUGAUCCUUGCAGAGCAGUGAAGUCUCACACCUAAACAGGAGCUAAAAUGGCAAAGAUCAUUUUCUAUGAGGGCAGAAACUUUGAGGGCCGCUCCCAUGAGCUUACCUCGGAUCAGCCCGAUAUGCACUCUCACCUAAGCCGCUGCAACUCCAUCAAGGUGGAAAGUGGCUGCUGGAUGAUCUACGAGCGCAGCAACUACUUAGGUCAUCAGUACUUUCUGAAGAGGGGAAGCUACCCAGACUACCAGCAAUGGAUGGGAUUCAAUGACUCCAUCAGGUCCUGCAUCAUAAUCCCACAGCCCAGAGGCAUCAGCAAGAUCCAAAUCUAUGAGAAAACUGACUUUGGAGGCAGGAUGACGGAGUUAAUGCGUGACUGCUCUUCUGUCUCUGAGGAAUUUCGUCAUGGAGAUAUCCAGUCUUGCCAAGUAAUUGAAGGAAGCUGGAUUUUCUAUGAACAGCCAAACUACAGAGGACGGCAGUACCUCCUGAGGCCCGGCGAAUACAGAAGAUUCACUGAAUGGGGAGCCAUGACCUCAAGAGUUGGGUCUUUGAGGCGUGUGGUGGACACUUACUAA